Messenger RNA from Oryzias latipes (Japanese medaka), 1601 nucleotides. RefSeq names its product multivesicular body subunit 12A (gene mvb12a). Gene Ontology annotation, cellular component: ESCRT I complex; cytosol. Gene Ontology annotation, biological process: endosome to lysosome transport via multivesicular body sorting pathway; virus maturation; viral budding. The record is from RefSeq and is a predicted model, not a curated record. Lineage: Eukaryota; Metazoa; Chordata; Actinopteri; Beloniformes; Adrianichthyidae.
ACACAGAUCUGAACUUCCUGUUUCUUCACAGACUGAGCCCGUCAGGCUGGGACCCGCAGAAGUUUUUGUUCUACCAGAACCAGAACCAGGACCAGAACCAGAGGCAGACCGGGACGUGUCUGCAGAGACAGAAUGUCUGUCAAUCAACAAGGCAUGCCUCGACCAGUCACUGCGGUGGCUUGGACCUCCAACUCCUCCACCUGCCCUAAAGACUUCACCCUGAUCAAUAUCACAGAAGACGGCGUCGCAGCAAAUUUCACACGCUUUGGGAUCAAGUCCGGGUAUUACCUCUGUUACAGCAAGGACUUGGCGGGCGGCGUGGUGGUGACGGACAUUCAGAUCAUUACAGACAAGGAGGCCAUUCCUCACGGCUACUGCUACAUACCAGAGCACCUGGAUUCCAAGGCUGCUGUUUCCAAGAGGAAGCGUGUGUGUGUGCGCGUGACCCCAGUGGGCAGCGUGGACACGGCUGUGCUGGAGAUCAAACUGACAGCCAGAAACAAAAUGAUGCUGCAGUACUACACAUACGUGGGAGACAUCAACGGGUACGUUCUGUGGUGCAGUAAGGGGCAGUUUUCUGCCCCGCCUCCUCAAACCAAGCCCCGCAGCGUCAGCCUUGACCUGCACCGGCUCUCUCUGGAGCAGGUCAACCCUCCCUCUCUGCUCAAACCCAGCAACCCUCCUCCUCGUCUGCUACCCGGCAGGAUAAGUCAGCGGCGCCACAGCCUGAAUCCUGGCAGCGACUCAGUCCAACAUUUUGAUGGCAGCUUGCAGGGAAUCACAGCUCUGGAUGGAGUUCCCUUCAGCCUGCACCCCGACUUUAACACCCAAUCGGAUGGGAUGCUGAGCUCUCAGAUGAACGACAUCUAUAUCAAGUCCCUCAAGGAGAUCGAAAACGAGUAUAGCUACACAUUUGCUGUUGAGGAAUCCGCCGCCAGAAGAAACAGGCCGUCGGUAUUUUCCGGAAGUUCCUUCUCGGCUCAGUGAUCUUCGGACCAGCGACGCAUUUCUGUCUUUUCCAUCUUCUCCAAGAAGGUUUUGUUUAAAAAGGUAAAGUCUCAAAUGAAGGAAAUGUUGUUCCCAAACUUUGGCUGAACAUUUUGGAGAGGUGUUUACUUUGAUAACUUGAAAGCCGUUUUGUCUUUUGGGAAAGCGUCUUUCACAGAAACCUCAUGUGAGCCACAAACUUCCUGUUUUUCUGUUGGAAUAACAUGGAAAAAUGUGGAUUUCUGGACCCAACAACCAAACCGAACUUUUUGCCUUAAACGACUAGAUUUUCAAAUUCAGGAAACCUUCUGUCUUGUUUUUACAAAAAAUAAGUUGCACUUUUCCACCUGUUGUUUCUUGAAUUCUUGAUCUGUUUAUUGCGUUCAUAUUUAAUCCCGUUUUCUCAGCCAGAUCUGUAAAAUAUGUUAAACUAAGUAGUUAGAGGUGCCUGUAGAAUAAAGUGUAGUUACUUGAUACUUGUUAGACUUGGAUAUGUUCUGUUUUAUAUUAUUUCUGGGCCAAAUAUUUAUAAAUGGUGAAUAGAUUGAUUGUUUUUUUGUGUUAAAUGUUACAGCAAACUUGUCCUGCCUAGAAAAUAAAAGGUCAAAAACUCA